GGACCAGAGAUGACUAAAGUGAUCCGGAGCUACAACAAGAUGGCCGUAGCGUUGCUGCAGUACGAGGUGCUGCACCUGCAGGGGUGGAGUCAGGCUGCAGAGAGCGCCCCGCACCGCCUGAGCGCCGCCCUGCUGGUCACGCAUGAGAGCAGCAAGGAGUUUUUUGUGAACCUGGACCCGGUGGUGCUGGAGGUGCUGCAGGAAGCCCGGUGGAUGACCAAACUGGGGGUUACCGUGCCGAAGGCCGUCCAAAAAAUGACGUCCAGAGAAGCACAUGUCAAAGCGCUGUACAAGCGACUGCUGGAUAUGCUCCAGGACUACAGCUCGGUGUUAUCCAGGGUCCCGCCUCUCCUCUGCCCUCUGAUGCAGCCCUUCAUCAGCCACGUGGAGGCCUCUCUCUCCCCGGGACUCAUCACGCUGUCCUGGAGCGCUCUCAAUACAGACACAUUCAUAGAGAGCGUGUAUGUGGCUCUGAAGGACCUGGAUCAGUUCUCUAAAGCGGCCUCAGACCUGUUGGAGUGUCGUGUGGAGCGGCUGCUGCAGGACAUGUCCUCCUGCCCUCUGCUGCUGCUGCCUGUCUCACCCGUCUCUCCUCAGGACCUCCUGCUGCAGACAGACAGCUCAGCACAGGCUGCUGCUGCCACCCUCAGCUGGCAGAGUCAGCAGGUAGAGAGGAAUGUGUUUGAGCUAAUCGAUGAGCUGAAGGGGAAGAUGAAGACCACAGAGUCUGUCAAUCUGGGG
Molecule: messenger RNA, 741 nt
Organism: Notothenia coriiceps (black rockcod)
Lineage: Eukaryota; Metazoa; Chordata; Actinopteri; Perciformes; Nototheniidae
Product: dynein heavy chain 5, axonemal-like
Exons: 5
Biological process (GO): microtubule-based movement
Cellular component (GO): axonemal dynein complex
Molecular function (GO): dynein light intermediate chain binding; dynein intermediate chain binding
Source: RefSeq, a predicted model, not a curated record